Messenger RNA from Monopterus albus (swamp eel), 818 nucleotides. Its product is annotated as interleukin-12 subunit alpha. Gene Ontology annotation, cellular component: extracellular region. The annotation marks the transcript as partial. Gene Ontology annotation, molecular function: growth factor activity; interleukin-12 receptor binding. The transcript is spliced from 6 exons. NCBI's taxonomy places the organism in Eukaryota, Metazoa, Chordata, Actinopteri, Synbranchiformes, Synbranchidae. The record is from RefSeq and is a predicted model, not a curated record. Gene Ontology annotation, biological process: immune response.
AACUCAGGAUUUACUAAUGUAACUCUAUUGUUCUUUUUUUUAAUAGACUCCACUCCUGCACUGCUGCUUGUGAUGCUCAGCUGUCCUCUGUGGCAGGUCAGCCAGGCUCUCCCAGUGAUGACUAAAGGACCGAUGACAGACUCCUGUGUUGUAUACGCACGAUCACUUCUGCAGAACAUCACUGAUGCUCUCACACAGAAAAACCUGUUCAGUGGAAUCAACUGCAUGGAGCAGAGUGUGACACUGAAUAUGAAGACUAACACAGCAUCAGUGUGUGCACCAAAGGAAUCAACAUGCUAUGGAAUCGCUAGAUCAGAAUUCAGUCAGGAGUCAUGUCUGACAAACAUUGGGAAGGAUCUGCAACACUACUACAAGUUUCUUGCUGCUCAGCCAAACUCUGCCAGUUUGCUUGGCCCAACUAUGUUCAGCCUCAGAGAACUCAUGGAGAACUGCUUCAUGUGGUCUGUACCCAGAGACUUGGCCUCAGAGCAGGCUGCUGCAGAGAGUCAAAGCACCUACGAUGAAAGACUGAACCUCUGCAAAGUCCUGAAGGGCUUCUACGUUCGCACCAUCACAAUCAACAGAGUCAUUGGAUACUUGAACUCUGGCAAGCACACAAGUUAAACUCUCAUUGAGCUCUAAAACAAGAAUAAUUUAAGACAGCUAUACAGAACUUUACAUAGAAACUGCAUAAACUACAGUAACAAUCAAAUCAUCUUAUUGUGAAGGAAAACAGUUCAGUCUACUUUAUAACUUUUUAGUGGUACAUAUUAUUUUGUAUGUGGUCAUGUAAUUUAUAUUUAACAUGCAGAUGUUGA